AUGGCGCGGAAGACAUCUGGACCUGUCACUGGUUCGGUCUGGCGUCUCCCCUGUGUGGCAGCUUGUCGAAUGCACAGAUGCUUUAUACUGUAUGCGGCGGGCGAAUUUUUCGUCCCGCAACGUCGCACGUGCACCGUCAAUUAUCACAGUGCGGCAGAGAUCGGCGAGGGUGGAAGGAAGCCAGGGUUUGAAUUGGACGCUGUAGGUCUUGGCGUUGUCCGGCGAGCAGUUUGUAGUGUUCUUGAAGCUCGACGGUCGCGAUGCCGCGCUUGUGUUGUGUUGUGCUGUCUCUUGUCGUGGUAUAGCGGGCUGUAUGUAGACCUGGUAGAGGGAAAAAACUCGUGUAGUACCAGUAGAGCAGUGGUGUCAAGCCAAGGCGGGAUCUUGCAGAGUAUGGAGUUCCAGAUACUUGAGGAUAAGGUGUCGAAUUGUCCGGUACCAAAGGUUAAGCUGAUCGACGUGAUUGAGACAUGCCAUCUGUCAGCGAUGGCGGAAGAGGGGAUCCGUGAGGGGGCCACGUCGGUCGUCGACGUGUUUCUGCGGAAGUUGCUCGAACAGCUUAACAAACACUCGACUCUGUAUAAGUACGUGGUUUCGAUGACGAGUCUCAGCGCGGACGGGUCGCGGGGCCAGUUGAGCAUGGCGAACGCUGUGAGCGCAUCGUGGAACUCGAAGAAGGACGGACUGUUCAACUAUGUGUUGGACGACGCGGAGACGUCCGGAAAACAAUAUCUGAUUACGGUGAUAUGGAUCGCUAAGUAG
This is a messenger RNA of Torulaspora globosa, 762 nucleotides long. RefSeq names its product Tda2p (gene TDA2). The transcript has a single exon. The record is from RefSeq and is a predicted model, not a curated record. NCBI's taxonomy places the organism in Eukaryota, Fungi, Ascomycota, Saccharomycetes, Saccharomycetales, Saccharomycetaceae. Bases 1 to 762 code for a protein of 253 amino acids.